AUGUCUUCAUAUAGCAACGAUAUUUUUGGUGGUUUUCAUAAUUCAUAUAAUUCAUUCUUGUUUUCUUUACCAUUAUCACACUCACCACCAAUAUUACCACAUUACUCCUCCACUUCCGAAUCACCAUUUCCUCCAUCGAAUUUUAACGGUAGCAAUCGCAUUUUUCAUUAUCGAUCAAUUAUUCCUUAUCGUCACGUAAAACGUCGUCGUCGUUUAACAGAAGAAGAAACGAAUAUUUUAAUUAAUACAUUUGAAAAGGUUCAAAAACCUGAUUCAGAAUUACGUUCACAAUUAGCUACUCAACUUAAUAUGUCAUCUAGAGCUAUUCAAGUAUGGUUUCAAAAUCGUAGAGCCAAAGUAAAACGGGACACAUUGGAAUCUAAAAAUGCGUCUAAAAUGAAUAAACCAAAGAAAUUAACUUUAUCGACAGAUUAUUAUCGCGAAAAAAAAUCAGUAGAUUCAAAUAAUUCUAAUAAUUCAACAAAUAAUUCAGCGACAACAUCAUUUUUACCUUCUUCAUCAAUUAAUAACAAAACAAAAGUAGUUAAUUCUCAAAGAACUCAAAAUGAACAAGCCGAACAAGAUGAUUAUUGGAAUAUAUCGACUUGGAAUGACAAUCGAGCAACUUUUGCUGCUUUUUUCGAUCAACGUAUUAUGGGUAUAAAUAUAGAAGAAAUUCCUAUAGGCCCUGAUAAUAUUCCUACUACGGAUUUUAUCUGCAUACCCGAUGAUCGAUGUGAUCGAAGUCACGAGAUGGAAAAUCAACCUCCAUUAUCACGUAAAAAUGCUUUGGCAAUUGGAUUAGGAUUAGGAGGUGGGGUCGUUCUUAUAAUUCUAGUUUUUAUGGGAGUUAUCUUUUUCAAGAGACGCAAAAAGGAACCAAUUCUUGAAAUACCUUCAUCAGAAAUUUAA
Diversispora eburnea is the source of this 912-nucleotide messenger RNA. The record is from the annotation of a GenBank genome assembly. Lineage: Eukaryota; Fungi; Glomeromycota; Glomeromycetes; Diversisporales; Diversisporaceae.